Molecule: messenger RNA, 1281 nt
Organism: Mauremys reevesii (Reeves's turtle)
Lineage: Eukaryota; Metazoa; Chordata; Testudines; Geoemydidae
Gene: SMCO1
Product: single-pass membrane protein with coiled-coil domains 1
Exons: 3
Coding region: 213-842 (209 amino acids)
Source: RefSeq, a predicted model, not a curated record
GAGCUGCACCAAAUUCAUAAUUCAUUAAGUAACAUGUUUGUGGACAUAUGUUUGUGUGUGUCUGAACUAUAUUUGGAUGUACUGGCUAUAAAAAGCCCUCAGUGCAAAGUGACCUUUAGCAGAAGUCAGAUCUCCUGUCCGUGCUGUUGCUGACUGCCCAUGAGAGAAGAUUCAAGCCUAUUAAAAUUGCAUUUCUUCUCUUCUUGUUCCCCAUGAGGAUGACCAAAGAGGCCAUAUCUCUGCACUCCCUGAACGAGACACUAAACAGGGUGGAAAACAGGCUGCAGAAUGUGGAGACUCAGUUCAAAGAGCUGAACUCUGCCAUGGAGAAACUGACAGAGAAGCUGCAGUUUCAGGAUAAAACUCUGGAGAAGCAGGUGGGCGAGGAUGAGAUGUGGAUAUCCUUACUGGAGGACAGGUUCACUUCAGUGGAGAUAAAUCUUUUCUACAGCUAUGUCAGUGAAAUGCUUUGCUGCUUGCAUUCCUGUGUCAGAGCGAAGCUGCCAGAUCUGGCGGGAGGCCUCCCCACCUUAGCCUCUGUCAUGAGGCGCAAAGGCAAGAACCAGAGAAUUAGACUGGUGUGGGAAGCAGUGCUGGAGAUGCUGGGGCUGCAGGAAGGAGAUGUCUUAGCUCUAUGCACCUUUUUCAUCAUACAUUGCUCUGAAGCACAGUAUUACCCAGCUAACCAGAGGCAAAAGUACACCAGUGAUAUCAGCACGAUGAUAACCAAGGUGGUGAAGAACCAGAUCCUUCGACAGAGCCUGCUGUGUGCUGUCCAGGUGGAAGAGACUCGCAGAGCACAGACGGAUCCAAAAAAGAUAGCAACCCUUGUCCAAAAAUAACCUAUGUGGCAGAUUUCUUAAACUCCCUUGCCCACUUAGGACAAACAAGCUUACAACCUAAACUGGUUCCUACAUAAACAUGCAAUUACAUACUCAUGCAUGUGUAUAUCAACACACAGAUCCGUAUGUACAAACGCUCUGAACCAUGACACACCAAUGUGUAUCAUGAGUCUGAAAAGCCAGGCAGAUUCCCAGAAUCAAUACAGCAGUCAUAUAAGAUUUUCAUCACCAUCAUAUACAAGCUCAGUAUGUACAUGCAAAUGUGUAGCCAGAGGCUGCUGGGAGGGACAGAAAGAUUCUUCUGUCUCUUAGCUAAAAUAUUUUGACACUUGCAUAAUGCUGAAGAGUUCAAACGACAACAUUUUCCAGCAUAAAAUCUGCUUUGCUCUACUUUGUAUUCUCAUUGCAUGUCUAUGAAAGCUGUAAACUGUAGUAUGAA